Messenger RNA from Antrostomus carolinensis (chuck-will's-widow), 1667 nucleotides. RefSeq names its product dihydropyrimidinase-related protein 1. Lineage: Eukaryota; Metazoa; Chordata; Aves; Caprimulgiformes; Caprimulgidae. The record is from RefSeq and is a predicted model, not a curated record. Gene Ontology annotation, cellular component: cytosol. The annotation marks the transcript as partial. The transcript is spliced from 5 exons. Gene Ontology annotation, molecular function: hydrolase activity, acting on carbon-nitrogen (but not peptide) bonds, in cyclic amides.
UGGGGACCUGCAGGUGACGGGAAGUGGACAUUGCCCAUAUAGCACUGCCCAGAAAGCCAUUGGAAAGGACAACUUCACUAUGAUUCCUGAAGGGGUCAAUGGAAUUGAGGAAAGAAUGACUGUUGUCUGGGACAAGGCUGUAGCCACAGGUAAGAUGGACGAGAGCCAAUUUGUAGCUGUCACCAGUACCAAUGCUGCCAAAAUCUUUAAUCUGUAUCCAAGGAAAGGCCGGAUUGCUGUAGGAUCGGAUGCUGAUGUGGUUAUUUGGGACCCUGAUAAGGUGAAGACUAUAACAGCUAAAAGCCAUAAAUCGGCCAUUGAGUACAACAUCUUUGAAGGAAUGGAGUGCCAUGGUGCCCCGCUUGUGGUCAUAAGCCAAGGGAAGAUUGUGUUUGAAGAUGGAAAUCUGCACGUAAAUAAAGGAAUGGGCCGCUUCAUUCCUCGCAAACCUUUCCCUGAAUAUCUUUACCAGCGCAUUAAAAUCAGGAAUAAGGUGGGAGGACUGCAAGGAGUCUCCAGAGGAAUGUAUGAUGGGCCUGUGUAUGAAAUUCCAGCUACGCCAAAAUACGCAACUCCUGCACCCUCAACUAAAUCCUCACCUGCCAAAAAUCAGCCCCCACCAAUCAGAAACCUCCAUCAGUCUAAUUUUAGCUUAUCAGGAGCUCAGAUAGAUGACAAUAACCCACGCCGUACUGGCCACCGCAUCGUGGCCCCUCCUGGAGGUCGCUCUAAUAUUACCAGUCUUGGCUGAAAAAUGAUGAUGGACAGAAACACAAAGAUGAAGGAUCAUGGGAAUAAUGUCUGUUACCUUCAAUAUCUGUGUUAUUGAACCCACAGUUUUAUUUGGUACUAAUGGAAAUAAAAAACAAAAUGUCUUUCUUUUUUAUGUAUAGGAAGAGGUGAUAAUAGUGUGGUGUGUUUGCUUGGAACUACUUGCCUCACAAUUGUGCUUUCAUGCCAUAGUCACCUUAAAGCAUGGUGCUUCCAUUGCCCCUUUAGUGACUACAGGUUUUAGCUUUGUCUCGUAACUGAAUGAUGGUUCCUUUGCACCCUUUCGCUGUAUUAGAGUAGUUAAUGCAUGUUACUGAGUUAUUUAUGCAAGUUGCAUUCUGUGAGUGAGUCCCUUUAGAACAUGUUGCCAACAAUUGACUAGACACAAUGCCAAGAUUAAUGUCCGUAUUUGAGAAACGCCACCAAAAACACUUAUGAAGAAAAUGGCCAUCUUGAAAGUAUGCAGUAGAGUAGUAUAGGCAGCUUCUGUUUCAUCUUUAAUUUAUUAUAAACCCAAGAAGCACUUCUCUCAGAUACAGAAAAUCAUCAGGACACAUAAUGACAAAUGGUCUCUGUAGCACCUGUCUGUUCCCACUCACCAUGUUCCAAGUCUGUGUCCUUCCUGUUUCCAUUUUAGACAGAGCCAUAAUUUAUACAUACCAGUGCCAUUGCCACCCCUGCAGGGAUUUCUCCACCUGGGCAGUAGUGCUCUCCUUCUGCAUGAGAUUUUUGGUACUUACAGAUAAUCCAAGUUACCGUCGGAUUUUUAAAGUUUUUUGUACAAAGUUUUUCCUUUGUAAUCACAUGCAUUUUUACUUACUCUACCGUAUCAAGAUCUACUAGUCGUGGUUCAAUUUCUGAAUUCAAAGCUUGUGAAAUAAAGGAAAUGAAUUGAU